AUUGCGUUACAAUUGGAGGGCAUUUGGCCUCAAUACACAGCUCCAAAGAACAAGCAUUCAUAGAGAAUUCUCUCGACAUCCAUACAUCAAUUUGGAUCGGAGGAUCAGAUGUCACUCAGUAUAUAAAGGAAGAGGGAUGCCCUGGACUCUCACGGGACGGCUCCCAGACCGACGUGGACAUGAAAACUUUAAUUCUGUUGGCUUUGCUCGGAGUGGCAUGGGCCUCCGAGGAUGAGAAGAUCGUUGGUGGCUACGAGUGCUCUCGGCACUCUGUGCCCUACCAGGCUUCCCUGAGUGACGGAUACUUCCACUUCUGUGGUGGAUCCCUCAUCUCCAGCCAGUGGGUUGUGUCUGCUGCUCACUGCUACAAGUCCCGCAUCCUGGUGCGUCUGGGCGAGCACAGCUUCCAGGCCAACGAGGGCACCGAGCAGCACAUCUACUCGUCCAAGGUCAUCAAGCACCCCAACUACAACAACGCCAACCUGGACAACGACAUCAUGCUGAUCAAGCUGAGCCAGCCCGCACGCCUCAACAGCUACGUGCAGACCGUCUCCCUGCCCAGCCGCUGCCCCGUGGCCGACGAGCCCUGCAUGGUCUCCGGAUGGGGCAACACUGUCACCGGGGGCGGAACCGUCAUGCCUGACCGCAUGCAGUGCCUGAAUCAGCCCAUGAUCGACGACCGCAUCUGCAAGAACGCCUACCCUCACCUGAUGACCGAGAACAUGCUCUGCUCUGGCUUCAUGCACGGAGGAGCCAGCAGCUGCCAGGGUGACUCCGGUGGCCCCCUGGUGUGCGGUGGCCAGCUGCAGGGUGUGGUGUCCUGGGGCUACGAGUGUGCCAUGAAGGGUCACCCCAGUGUCUACGCCCGCGUCUGCCGCUACAACAGCUGGAUCCAGAACGUCAUGAACAGCAACUAAGCACAUGCCUACUACCACACACCUGACAAAGACCAGUUGAGGUCGAAACGUGUUAAUAAAUCAGUGAGCAGCA
This is a messenger RNA of Engraulis encrasicolus (European anchovy), 990 nucleotides long. Its product is annotated as trypsin-like. The transcript is spliced from 6 exons. The record is from RefSeq and is a predicted model, not a curated record. Gene Ontology annotation, molecular function: serine-type endopeptidase activity. Bases 180 to 917 code for a protein of 245 amino acids. Lineage: Eukaryota; Metazoa; Chordata; Actinopteri; Clupeiformes; Engraulidae. Gene Ontology annotation, biological process: proteolysis.